UGCUGGGUGCCAGGUGUAAUGACGUGGUCGAAUGGUGGCACCGAAGCACACUACCAUCAUCAUUUCCGUGCACUAUUUGAAACAAUGGCAGGGGAGUAUGAAAGGCAGAACAUUAUUCUCACUGACGAUCUUUUUGCGAAUGUUGGCGAGGGAGAUAUAGUUGAUGCUCUCUAUGGAGAUCGUAAACGUCGCCGCAUGAUCCGGGUGUGUAACUCUUGUGGUUCCCCAGCAUGAGGAUGUCAUUGCAAACUUUAGGAAUAUACCCUACAGCAUUAAUAUCGACGAAGCAUUGGCUCCUCACACUCAACUCCUUACAGAUAUUCUUGAGCAGCCGGAUCCUGUGAAAAUGCGCGACACAGUCCCAGUUCUUGGAUAUCUCACUG
Suillus clintonianus is the source of this 383-nucleotide messenger RNA. RefSeq lists its product as uncharacterized. Bases 19 to 234 code for a protein of 71 amino acids. Lineage: Eukaryota; Fungi; Basidiomycota; Agaricomycetes; Boletales; Suillaceae. The transcript has 3 exons. The record is from RefSeq and is a predicted model, not a curated record.